This is a messenger RNA of Salvelinus namaycush (lake trout), 1739 nucleotides long. RefSeq names its product aspartate dehydrogenase domain containing (gene aspdh). Gene Ontology annotation, biological process: NAD+ biosynthetic process. The record is from RefSeq and is a predicted model, not a curated record. NCBI's taxonomy places the organism in Eukaryota, Metazoa, Chordata, Actinopteri, Salmoniformes, Salmonidae. The transcript has 8 exons. Bases 102 to 938 code for a protein of 278 amino acids. Gene Ontology annotation, molecular function: L-aspartate dehydrogenase [NAD(P)+] activity; NADP binding.
CCUUUCCCACAAUCCUCUGAGAAGGGGUGUCAGUUGGAAUGUAGAUUGCGAAGGAGAAGGUUUGGAGAGAAAGAGAGCAGGGAGAGAAAUUCACCGGAACCAUGACUGACAAGUUGCCAGUGAUGAGAAUUGGAGUUGUGGGAUAUGGACAUUUAGGGCAGUACCUUGUGGAGCGGCUCCAGAGAGAAGGGGCCCAGGUGGGCCUGACACUGGUCUUUGUGUGGAACAGAAACACUGACAAACUCAGAGAAUCAGUGGCUGAGGAGCUGAUUCUACACAACCUCCCAGACUUUACAGACAGGGGUGCUGAUGUGAUUGUGGAGGUGUGUCAUCCCAAAAUUGUAAAAGACUUUGGAGUCCAAUUCCUCUCUAAGGCCCAUUUUCUGGUGGGCUCUCCUUCAGCCCUCUCAGACCCACAGCUGAACCAGGAACUGCGCCAGGCUGCAGAGCAUCAUGGGAGGACCCUAUAUGUCCCCAGUGGUGCAUUGUGGGGAGGCCAGGAUAUCCUGAGACUCAAUGAUAGUGGAUCUUUAAAGGCACUGUUCAUCCGGAUGUCCAAGCACCCGUCAUGUUUCCGUCUGACAGGAGACGUGCUGUCUGAUUGGACAGAGGAUGAGGGGAGGCGGGUCUUAUUCAGUGGCUCGGUGGCAGAGCUCUGUCCCGUCGCCCCUAACAACGUCAACACCAUGGCGGCAGCGGCCAUCGCAGCGGGGACCCUGGGUUUCGCUGGCGUCCAGGGGGAGAUUGUGUCGGAUACGGCACUAAGUGAUUACCAUGUGGUGGAGGUGGAUGUUACUGGUGCCAAUGGCUUCACAGUGCAUACAGUGAGGAGGAACCCAGCCAAACUUGGAGCUGUAACUGGGAGUGCCACCUACAACUCCUUCUGGAGCAGCUUACUGGUGUGUAAGGGACAUGGUGGCCGGGUUCACUUGUGCUGAAGAGGGAGGGAUUUCAGAAGACAAUUCCCUCUACCAACCAAACACUCACAACACUAUGGUACUGAAACACACUACACAACACUAUGGUACUGAACAGUCUGCAGUGGCUGUGUCUGUAGUUACUGAUCAUGUGUGAGCAAAGAUGGGCUUGCUUCAUAUAUGGUGUGACUGUAUCAGGAUUGACAAAGAUGGGCUUGCUUCAUAUAUGGUGUGACUAUCAGGCUUGACAAAAACAAGUCUGCAUCUACAAUUCUGGGGAAUCAAAUGUUGCACCUUCAUCCUACAAAGUCCUACUACUGUAUCCCAGCAGCACUUCCCUCCUUUUCUCUACAAAUUAAAAUAUUACUUUGUGAAGUAACAAUUUAAAUGACCAACUCCCUCAGGGUGAUGGCAGGCACCACAUUCAUUAGCAAUCGUCUAGCAACAAGCCACAACUUUUACAGCUCGUAUACAGUUACAUCCACUACAAUACAUGAUAACAGUAACAUAUGAUGAUCUUUAUGUGGUGUCUUGGUGUUGUCACCACACACACACACCAUUGUGACCUUAAAACUAGAAGGUUCUAUCUGCAAAAAUAAGGUUCUGAACCCUAAUUGGUUUGAAUGAUGUAUUUGUAUCUUGUAUUCUUUUGAACUUAACAUGAAUGUAGUUAUUUAGAGUACUAGAUAUGUAGAGAACAUUGUAUAGAACAAGGAAUAACAAAAUGUCAAUAACAAAACGUGCAGAUAGAACCUUAUAGAACCUUAUAGUUCCAAGCUCUCACAGUAUUUCCUGUUGUAGUAAAACCCCAACAAAAGAGAA